AUGUCCGAGGCCCAACGCGAGCGGGAGGUCCAGCGAUAUCUCCAGAGCUGGCAGGUCGCCCAGGGUUCCUCAUUUAACGUCGCCCUCAAUGUCGACAGCAUCGCCGCCCCGGACCUUCAUGGCAACGGUUACAAGCCAAAGGCCUCGGCCGACAAGGCGCUCACGGCCUUCGCCCAGCUGGCCGUGCUGAAGCUCAACGUCAAGCGGGCUAUGGUGUCGCUGAUCGAUACCACCACCCAGACUAUCCUUGCCGAGGGCACCCGUUCCAUUCAACUUGGCGACUUUGAUCACUUGCAAGACCAGAAUAGCGGCGGAUUGAACGACGAUGACAAGUCGAGCAACGAUAAUGAACUGUGGCUCGGCGCCACCAUUCUAUCUCGUCCUGAUGCUGUUUGCGAACACUCCAUGGUGAACACUUGCACAGGUUUGGAUGAGAAGGGCCGCCCCUAUACGGCAACCGGACUCAUCGUCAACGACUGCCGCCUCGACUCUCGCUUCAGCCAGCGUCCCUAUGUGCUGUCGGAGCCUGGCGUACGCUUCUAUGCUGGUGUGCCCAUCAUCUCACCCAGCGGUCACAAGAUUGGCUCCUUUGCCGUCUCCGAUGAACGACCUCACGAUGGACUCACGGCGGAGGAGAUUCGGUUUAUGCAGGGCGUGGCCCAGACGGCCAUGGAGCACCUGGAGUGGGCGCGAGAUCGCGUGGAUAGGUUCAAGGGCGAGCGGAUUGUGCGAGGACUGGCGACGUUUAUCGAGGGAUGUUCUAUUAUGAACGAAGAUUCAAAUUCUGUCAAGGACGACAUACCGAGGAGCCCUUCGACGGUACGGCCGCCGGAUAUGCCGCUCAUUUCGACGCGGCGGCCGAUGCCGAGAUCGAAUUCCUAUUUUCGCAACGCCGAAGCACUCAUGCGGUCUCGAGAGUCGUCUGCGUCCCGCCAGCAAAGCGGUACCACGGAACCCCCGGGUCCCAGCACCGAGAACCCGCCGUCGCCCAAGAAGGUAUUCCAGCCGAGGGUCGACGGUCUGUCGAAACUCUUCAACCGCGCAGCAGACGUCCUUCGCCACUCGACGUUGGCUGACGGCGUAGCCUUCUUUGGAGCCACGGCAACGAGCGCCAUGCCCGGAGGCCAGUCGAGGUCGGGAAGGAAUCAGUCGUCGGACGAGGAGGACGUCACACGACCCGCCACAUCGGGCUCUGGGCUCGACAGCUCUGAUUCGGAUACAUCACCCUCCUCCAGGCCCUGCAAGAUUUUGAGCUUCUCCGUGGCUGACGAGCGGGCGCGCGCGCGCAUCGAGCAGGGCCCGGCACUUUCACUCGGCAUUCUUGAAAAGUACUUUUCCAUGUUCCCCAUGGGCAAAACCUUCUCCUUCACCGAAGCCGGGCUUGGGGUUUCAUCGGGUGACGAUAGUGCGAGUGAUAGGGAGACGAUGGGCGUCGACGGAGCAGCCCCGCCUGACAGAACCGAAGGCAGACGGCGAAAAGUCAAGAUGGUCCACGAGGAGCUCCUCAAGAAGAUUCCCGGAGCGAAGACUGUGGUAUUUGUGCCCCUAUUCGACUACGGCGAAGACAGGUUAGCCGGCGGAUGUUUCCUCUGGACCUCCGUCACCGGCCGCAUGAUGAAUCUCGACCAAGACCUCUCGUAUCUCCGUGCCUUUAGCAACAGCAUCAUGACCCAAGUAGGCCGCAUCAACAGUCAAAAGAACGAGGCUGCCAAGACGACCUUCAUCGCGAGCAUGAGCCACGAACUUCGCAGUCCUCUUCACGGCAUCCUCGGGUCUGCCGAGCUUCUCCAGGAUACCAGCACCGACGCAUAUCAGUCGGGUCUCAUCAGCUCCAUCGCCACCUGCGGAAAGACGCUACUUGACACACUCAACCACGUUCUCGACUACAGCAAGAUCAACAGGCUCGGGCGGGCGCAGAUGAGACGGCGUGCAAAGCAGAACCAAAAUAGGCCCGUGGCUAUCACGUCAGACUCUCUCGAAAGCUUGAGCAUGUCCUCCGUCGUGGACCUCGCUGUUCUGGUGGAAGAAGUAGUCGAUGCCAUCGCAGCGGGCCACGCCUUCAAGAAACUCGUCGGCGCGGGAUCCCUGGAUGGACCCAAGCCUAGCAUCAGUGUCAAGGAGACGAAUAACGUGAGGUCGGUGGGCAAUUUUCAGGCGCCAGGGGCCAAGGGUCCUGUAUCAAUAUUGCUAGACGUCGACCCGAAAAUACCAUGGCUGGUGAAGGCGCAGCCAGGAGCCCUCCGGCGGAUCAUCAUGAACCUGUUUGGUAACGCCCUGAAGUACACGACGCAAGGCUACGUUCUCGUAUCUUUGACCGGCCAGACGAGGUCCGAGGGGACAAAGAUCGACGCCAUGAUACGCGUGGCGGACUCUGGCAAGGGCAUGUCUGAGGAGUUUCAACAAACCCGACUUUUCCUCCCCUUCAGCCAGGAGGAUUCAUUCCAGCCCGGUACGGGACUGGGUCUCAGCAUCGUCAAGCAGAUUGUCGACUCGUUGCGGGGGACUCUCGAAGUCAGGUCCGAACAAGACAGAGGCACCGAGUUCGACGUCCACCUCAGCUUCACUUCGGCAUCUGACGAUACGGAGAGUCCCCGCGAGCCGGACGAGGUGAUGCGCAGCACCGUAAACGAGACAAAGGGCAUGAAGGUUGUCCUCCUCGAGGAGGAGCGCACCCCCGACGCGCCGCCCAUGACGAAGCACGCCGCGAAGCUGAACCAGAUCCUCACGGAGACGUGCUCCGAGUGGUUCGAGAUGAAGGUCGUUAAAGAAACCCCCAGCGAUCCGCCGGGUGCCGAUAUGUAUCUCUACUCUGAGCCCCCUUCGGUAGAAAUACUGGAGAAGCGUUUCAAGGAUAAUUCGCGGAGAUCUCCUAGUCAGAAGAAAGCGCCCUUUAUCAUUGUCUGUCCGACGGCGGAAGAAGCGGUCAACAUUCUGCAGGACCACAGCAAGCUAUUAUUAGACUUUUCGGAAAUCGUGGAAGUGAUACCGCAGCCAUGCGGCCCACGAAAGCUAGCCAAAGUCUUCAGCCACUGCCUCAAGCGGGUAGAAGAGCUAGAGAGAAACCAAGCAGCGCGCAACUCCUCCGGCCUUCUGGCCCCCGUACCACCAGCCCCCGACGGCACCACCCCCGGCAACGAAAUCCGCCAGGUCGAACGAGUCGGCACCCCGCUCCACCAGCACGUCAGACCCGAGCAGCUCGAGCCGGAAAUAGGCGUGCAACCCAUCAUCAAGCCCCUAGGCGCAAUGGCCCUCUCCCCAGCCCUCAACGGCGGCCAGCCAGUGCUCGUGGAACAAAAGAACGUGACGCUACACGUCUUGCUUGUAGACGACAACCAGAUCAACCUCAAGCUCCUCGUCAUGUUUAUGAAGAAGUGCGGCUUCACGUACGAGCAGGCCGAGAAUGGACAGGAGGCGCUCGAUCGAUUCAUCGAGGCGUCGAGCUCGUCUAUCGAGGCGAGCGCGAGUAAGCGCCGGCGAUUCGAUUUCGUGCUCAUGGAUAUCAGCAUGCCCAUCAUGAACGGGUUCGAGGCGACCAAGAGGAUACGGGAGUAUGAGCGGGAACACAGGUUGCAGGCGACGACGGUGGUGGCGCUGACGGGGCUGGCGAGCGCGGAUGCGAGGAGGGAUGCGGAGACGUCUGGGUUUGAUGUUUUCUUGCCCAAACCGGUGCGUUUUGCCGAGUUGCAGAAACUUCUUACGGCGUCGUAA
This is a messenger RNA of Colletotrichum godetiae, 3708 nucleotides long. Its product is annotated as hsp90-like protein. Gene Ontology annotation, biological process: phosphorylation; phosphorelay signal transduction system. The coding region runs from base 1 to 3708 and encodes 1235 amino acids. The record is from RefSeq and is a predicted model, not a curated record. The transcript is spliced from 3 exons. Gene Ontology annotation, molecular function: phosphorelay sensor kinase activity; protein binding. Lineage: Eukaryota; Fungi; Ascomycota; Sordariomycetes; Glomerellales; Glomerellaceae.